Messenger RNA from Drosophila persimilis, 761 nucleotides. Its product is annotated as lipopolysaccharide-induced tumor necrosis factor-alpha factor homolog. Lineage: Eukaryota; Metazoa; Arthropoda; Insecta; Diptera; Drosophilidae. The record is from RefSeq and is a predicted model, not a curated record. Bases 285 to 692 code for a protein of 135 amino acids. Gene Ontology annotation, molecular function: zinc ion binding. The transcript is spliced from 2 exons.
UCUAAAGCUUCUUGCAUAUGGUUUAUACGUAUGACACUUCUGAUGUGUCUCACUUGCUUAUAAUCUUUGUUGACCAUUACUUUAUAUCCAAAAGCAUUUUCUGGAUUAAUUUUCUGUACAUACAUAUGUAUGCCGCUCGAUUAACCCAAUCGAUAUGGCUCGUUUACGUUUACCCAUACCAAUACUAGCACCCAUUUUAACCGUCAUUACCGAUUUCUCAACUCAAGUUAUAUCGCCGGUUAGUCAGAAGAGAUAACAAAGUUUUGAUAGUACACCCACCCUAAAUGGGUUCCCGGAACGGCUUCAGUGCAUGUCAUACCAUGAACAUGAACACCCCGCAGGUGGUAAUAACCGCCGAAACCUUUGAGCCGGUCAGCCAACCAAUCACCCUCACACCCGGCACUGUGGUCGCGAACCAGCAACCUAUUUAUAAUCUCAAUCAGAUUGGGACAGGAGAUAGCUCGCUGAAAGUUGGCUGGCAGCCGAUGCAAGUUCGAUGUCCCUCCUGCCAAGGUGAGGUGCAGACCAGCCUGAUUACCUCCUCCACAAAGACCACCCAUCUAUGCGCCUUGAUCCUGUACAUUUGCUGCCUCUGGCCUUGCGUCGUCUUGCCCUACUGCUUCAACUACUGCAAGAACGUCCGGCAUUUCUGCCCCAACUGUGGAAACCACAUAGGAACCUAUUCGAUAUAAUGAUUAGUAUUUUUAAAUGUAUCAUUACCAGAAACCAUUAAUAUAUGUAGACCAUACUUUCAAACCAAA